This is a messenger RNA of Melopsittacus undulatus (budgerigar), 1388 nucleotides long. RefSeq names its product high mobility group nucleosome binding domain 1 (gene HMGN1). Gene Ontology annotation, biological process: chromatin organization. The coding region runs from base 229 to 537 and encodes 102 amino acids. Gene Ontology annotation, molecular function: nucleosomal DNA binding. Gene Ontology annotation, cellular component: chromatin; nucleus. Lineage: Eukaryota; Metazoa; Chordata; Aves; Psittaciformes; Psittaculidae. The record is from RefSeq and is a predicted model, not a curated record. The transcript is spliced from 6 exons.
CCGUCGCCCCCCCGCCCAAUCCGGCUGGAUCCUGUUGCGGUGCCGCUGGCGCUGCUGGGAUGGAUGGGGGGUGGGGGGGCGGUUUCCCUGCGCAGCGAGCCUGUCUCGCAGGCAGCCGCUCAGCCGUAAGGCACACAGUGCGCGCAGCAGCCGGGCACCAGCAGCAGUAGCCGCCGCCGCAGCUCCGGGGGUCGCGGCCGGGAGCCGCUGCCUCGCAGCCUCGCCGCCAUGCCGAAGAGAAAGGUGGCGGCGGCGGACGGGGAGGCCCCCGAGGAGCCGAAGAGGCGAUCGGCGCGGCUAUCUUCUAAACCUGCUCCUGCCAAAGCAGAGCCGAAACCAAAAAAGCUGGCGGCCAAGGAUAAAUCUGAGGACAAGAAGGUUCAAACAAAGGGGAAAAAGGGGCCUAAAGGAAAACAGACAGAAGAGACAAACCAAGAACAGACAAAGGACAACUUGCCUGCAGAAAAUGGAGAAGCUAAAACUGAGGAGACCCCAGCAUCUGACGCAGCAGCAGAGAAAGAAGCAAAGGCCGAGUAACAUCUGGUGCCAGGUCUUUAAUUGGUGGUCCUUAUACCUUUCUUCUUGUACAAUUCAGAGGAAUAUUUUUAUCAACUAUUUUGUAAAUGCAAGUUUUUUAGUAGUUCUAGAAAACAUGUUUUUAAAAAGGAGAGAAUCCCAACUCAGUCCAUUUUUUUACAUAUUUAGAUAAGUGUAAAUGCUUUUUUUAAGUGGUAAAGUCAUGUACUGGUUGUCUGUUUUCUAUGAAACCAGAAAUAAAUGGGAUGUUACAUUAAGGAGAGGGCUUUGAAGCCUCAAUUGGGCUUUAUGUUCCAUAGACUGAGAGGGACAGUUUGUCUAUCCUAUUAAAUGAAGCAUAACAUGGAUCAGACUUUGGAAUUCAUAACGGUAUGUUGAGAAUGUCUUAGCAUUUUAGUUACUUAUCUUUAUCUAUGGUUGUACCAUCAGUAGAAUUGCUUAUCUAAUGAAACUGCUCCCUAGUGUUGGAUUUCUCGCUGAGUGAUAUAUGUCUGUGACAAAGUUAUUUUUGGUAGUUGCAGCUUUAUUUUUUCCAACAACUUUGUAGCUGUGAUGAGAAAAAUUGGAAACUCGUAUUAUAUCUUUAAAUACUAAGUAAAAGUUGCUGCUUGGCAGACAUGUUAUGUCAGUAUUCGAGAUACUGGAACUUCAUAUCCAGUUUUAAAGAACAUCUUGCCUACAAAGAUAAAUUGAAGAAUAUGUGAAGUAGUCCUUGGAUUAAAAAAAAUCCCCAACAAAGAGAAUUACGGUUUUUAGAUUUAAAAAACUAUGUGAAUAAAAACAAUUGUGAAACUGUUCAGUGUGUCUGUGAUCACCAAACAAAAGUCAAAUAAAUCUUGAUUAUGAAAGGA